UUGUCCCGAGAGCGGGACCCCUGGCAGCGGAGGCUGGGGGACAGUGAAGAGGGAAAUCACUGAACGACCGAAUAGGUGACGUUAGGGUUGGGGGCUCCUGAAAUGCCCCUUGGAUUGGUCAGCCGAGAGGAGCCAUUUACCGGGACCCUUAGAAAGUGAAAUUGUUGAAAUUCCCACCAAACCUGCCCCCGAUCAGUCAUCACUUCCGCCUGGGGCUCUUGCCUAGGCUUGGAGGUAGAGCAGUAAGGAACGGAGUGCUGAAAUGCCAGAAGAUUAAAGGGACAGACCAAGGACUCAAGGUGUGGUAGCCCAUCAGAUACGUGGCUGAGGCAAGAGCCCAACAACCCUCACCUCAUACUUGGGCUGUGUGGCAAACAAGAUCAUGGGGGAGGGGCAGGUACGAGCCACCUUAGACCCCCUCAUCGCUCUCUUACCACUCACCCCACCCCCAUCCAGGGAGCUGAGUGGGCACCUGGCCCUGGAAGAAGAGGAGCAGUGUACUGUGGAUCGAAGAGCAAACCUGACUUAUGCAGAGUUCGUCCACCAAUAUGCCUUCUCUAAACCUGUCAUUCUACAGAGACUCACCAACAACACACUGUUCCAGGACCUAUGCUCCAGAGAGAAGCUACUGGCAGAGUUUGGGGACUUCAGGAUCAGGCUGAGUACAGCUAACACAUAUUCUUAUCAGAAAGUAGACCUCUCAUUCCAAGACUAUGUCGAACAGCUGCUAGAGCCUCAAGACCCAAACUCCCUAGGGAAUGACACACUCUACUUCUUUGGGGACAAUAACUUCACUGAGUGGGGCGGCCUAUUCCAACACUACUCUCCACCUCCCUUUGGUCUCUGGGGCACUACUGCAGCCUACAGCUUUGGAAUUGCAGGUGCUGGCUCUGGAGUACCCUUCCACUGGCACGGGCCAGGCUUUUCUGAGGUGAUCUUUGGACGAAAGCGCUGGUUCCUGUAUCCUCCAGAGAAGAGGCCUGAUUUUCACCCCAACAAAACCACCUUGGCCUGGCUACGGGACACAUAUCCAGCACUCCCCAUCACUGAACGGCCCCUACAGUGUACUGUCCAGGCUGGUGAGGUGCUGUACUUCCCUGACCGUUGGUGGCAUGCCACCCUGAACUUGGACACCAGUGUCUUCAUCUCCACAUUUCUGGGCUAGAGGCAACAGCAUCCUCCAGGGUGAGGCCAACCUACUGCCACCUUCUGACUCCAAGUGCUGUUAAUUUAUUGCUACAAUUUCCCUACAAUGAAGCAAUGGUGCUGGC
This is a messenger RNA of Trichosurus vulpecula (common brushtail), 1271 nucleotides long. RefSeq names its product jumonji domain containing 8 (gene JMJD8). The record is from RefSeq and is a predicted model, not a curated record. Gene Ontology annotation, cellular component: cytoplasm. Bases 383 to 1165 code for a protein of 260 amino acids. The transcript is spliced from 9 exons. NCBI's taxonomy places the organism in Eukaryota, Metazoa, Chordata, Mammalia, Diprotodontia, Phalangeridae.